Molecule: messenger RNA, 928 nt
Organism: Camellia sinensis
Lineage: Eukaryota; Viridiplantae; Streptophyta; Magnoliopsida; Ericales; Theaceae
Source: RefSeq, a predicted model, not a curated record
UAGCCUAUUCACGGUCUUGUGUUUCCCCAAAACCCCCAAACCUUUCUGAACCAACCCAAAAUCCCUAAAAUCUCUAAAACCAAAAUCCCCAAAAGCAUCCGAUCAAAAAAAAAUAAAAAAUCCCCAAAUCCAUUUUGAAGCAAAAUCUCCAAAGCCCUUGAGCCAAAAUUCAACGACGGUGACGAACGACAACGGUGAUCGACGACGGCUAGCAGCUAGGGAGCAGCGAAGCAGAGUUAGAUGACCUAGGGUGAAUCACGAACCAACCAGAGGCCUAGGAUCAGAAGCGACAAAGAUCAUAUUAUAUACAUAUAUAAUAUGUAUGUAUAGUGAUAUAUAGGGAGAGAAAGUGAAGAAACACGUAAACUAAUAUGGUCCGUGUAUGCAACUGAAGAACACAAUUCUUCUUCUUCUUCUUCUUCUUCUUCUUCUUCUUCUUCUUCACUCUCCUCAUUCCAUUCACCAUCGUUUUUCUUCGAUUCGCAAAUCGCUUCUGUUCCGAUCGAGUCUCUCUUUGUCUCUACAAAUGAAGAAGGAAGCUUCAUCGAUUUUAUUGACCUCGGAAGGGCGCGAAGACGUCGAUGAGUUCAUCGGGAUUAGCAAAUCUAGACUUCAGAGAUCAUUGGAUCUUUGGCCAUAUGAUACUGCAGGUUGCAGGUCACUGGAGUUGGCGUUUUGCAUUCUUUGGGGAGGCAAUUGUGAUGGUUCCAUUUGCUAUUCUAGGUUUUGUUAUAAAACCUUUGCAGUUGAAAAGUUGAUGUUUUGUUGGUUUUUUUUUUUUUUUUUGAUAGCCGUCAUAGACCUUAAAGGUGUGACACAUUAUGAUUACUGUGCAUGGGAUCUUUUCAAUGACUUAACUGGUAAAGAUGGCAGGCUAUCGGUAAAGGAAGAGUUCAUUGAUCAAGGCUCAGAAGGACCUUCCAAGUGA